Lotus japonicus is the source of this 2443-nucleotide messenger RNA. Its product is annotated as serine/threonine-protein kinase Nek4-like. The record is from RefSeq and is a predicted model, not a curated record. NCBI's taxonomy places the organism in Eukaryota, Viridiplantae, Streptophyta, Magnoliopsida, Fabales, Fabaceae. Gene Ontology annotation, molecular function: ATP binding; protein kinase activity. Bases 381 to 2198 code for a protein of 605 amino acids. The transcript has 14 exons. Gene Ontology annotation, biological process: protein phosphorylation.
UAUUUGUGAGUGAGAGGGCGGCAAAUGAAAAGAGAAUUGGAAAAAGAAGUAAUGCAAGCAAACUGAAAAAGAAAAAGACAGAGCCAGAAAUGGUUCAACAAACACAUCACAUAGAAAUAGGAGCAGGUCAAAGUCUUCAAAAGUGUGUGUAUUCCGGGAAAAGGACGCAAGCAACAAAAAGAGAGAGAAAGAAAUAAAUUAAAGAGAGAGCAGAGCACGGGAACACUGAUGUAAGGACACUAGCUAGGGGGUCCUCACGCUUCUCUUCCACUCCACAUUUACUUCAAAUCACCAUUUUCAACUUGGUGAUUAUUUUUUUAGUUUCACUCUUUCUCUCUGAAUGAAGUGAAGUGAAGUGGGUUUGAUUUUCAGCUGAAAAAAUGGAGCAGUAUGAAGUUCUAGAACAGAUUGGCAAGGGUUCCUUUGCUUCUGCUCUGCUUGUCAGGCACAAGCACGAAAACAAAAAGUAUGUUCUUAAGAAGAUUCGCCUUGCCCGCCAGACUGACAGAACACGUAGAUCUGCACACCAGGAGAUGGAGCUCAUCUCUAAAGUGAGAAAUCCAUUUAUUGUAGAGUAUAAAGAUUCAUGGGUAGAAAAGGGUUGUUUUGUAUGUAUUGUCAUUGGCUACUGUGAAGGAGGAGAUAUGGCUGAAGCUAUUAAAAAGGCCAAUUGUGUUCAUUUUUCGGAAGAGAGGCUUUGUAAAUGGCUUGUUCAACUGCUGAUGGCACUUGAUUACUUGCAUGCAAAUCAUAUUCUUCAUCGUGAUGUCAAGUGUUCAAAUAUCUUUUUGACAAGAGAUCAAGAUAUACGUCUAGGUGACUUUGGUCUUGCCAAAAUGUUAACAUGUGAUGAUCUUGCUUCCUCGGUUGUGGGAACACCAAGUUAUAUGUGCCCAGAGCUCCUGGCUGAUAUACCCUAUGGCUCUAAGUCAGAUAUCUGGUCUUUGGGAUGCUGUGUAUAUGAAAUGGCUGCUCACAAGCCAGCUUUUAAAGCUCUUGAUAUGCAAGCAUUGAUUAACAAAAUAAACAAGUCUUUAGUGGCUCCACUACCAACAAUGUAUUCUGGUUCUUUUCGAGGCCUUGUGAAGAGUAUGCUACGGAAAAAUCCAGAGCUUAGGCCAAGUGCAGCAGAGUUACUCAAUCAUCCACAUCUUCAACCUUAUAUUCUUAAAGUUCACAUAAAACUAAAUAGCCCCAGAAGAAGUACUUUUCCUUUCCAAUGGGCUGACUCAAACUAUGCAAGGAGAACACGGUUUGUAGAGCCAGCAUCUUUUUCCACUCUUUCUGUCUCCGACAGAGGUAAACGAUUGUCAUUCAGUAAUGACAGGGCCUUGAAUCCUAGUAUUUCUGGAACUGAACAAGGUUCUCUGUGUUCUACUCAAAGAGCACAAGGAUUCUCUGCUUGUUCAAAAGACAAACAUUAUGAACAAUCUGUUGGCUGUGUCAGUGAAGAAUGCAAUAUGCCAAGAAUGAGAACAGCUAAGGAAUCUGCCACCCCCAGACGACACACAAUACCAUCGAAGAUACCCCGAAUUAGUUCCAAAUAUGAUUCACUUCCAGCAUCUUAUACUCCAGCUGGUAAACUUACCCCACCAACUCGCAGAGCUUCCCUUCCACUGCCUACAACAACCAUGGCCACUACUACCCCUUAUAGAACCAGUGUCGGUUUUCUUCGUAGUGUGGAUUCUCCUAAUAUUUCUGUUAAUGCGCCACGAAUCGACAAGAUGGCUGAAUUCCCUCUGGCCUCCGGUGAGAAUAUUCCUCUCUUCCCUGCUCGUAGAGCUUCAUCAACAUCAGCUCAGUGCUCUUCUGGUUCCCCAAGGAGCAUUAUUGACUGCACAAUCACAAAGGACAAAUGCACAAUCCAGGUUGUGGACAAAGCCAGUGUCCCUACCAGUGGCAGUGAUGGUGGUGCUGCAGUUUCACAUAGCAACGAGUGCUCUGAACAUGUAGCAACUGCUGUUUCAAGCCGUAGCCAUUCCUCCUCUGCUGAGUCUUGCCAGCGCAGGUUUGACACCUCGUCUUACCAGCAGCGAGCGGAGGCAUUGGAGGGGUUGCUUGAGUUCAGCGCACGGCUCCUGCAACAGCAGAGGUUUGAAGAGCUUGGCGUGUUGCUGAAGCCGUUCGGGCAAGAGAAGGUUUCUCCAAGGGAAACAGCUAUUUGGUUGACUAAGAGCUUCAAAGAAACUGUGGUAUGAGGCUUUCUGAUGCACAUGCACUUUUGUGAUCACUAACAACAGUGUAAAUCAAUGUAGCAGUAGACAGUAGUACUUUAUAUGUAGCUAGAAUUUGAAGGGUAACUUAGCUUCUAAUCUUAUAAUUCUAGUUGACUCCGUAGGUAGGCAUUUCUUAGACAGUUUCAACUUUCAAGUUUAAUGUUAAUGACUUUCUCAUCAAAAUAUCAGUAUAGAUGUUCAAAUUCUUCUGUUUGCGGGAAAAGAAA